AUGAGGGUCGCCCAUAUCCUCUCCUCCCUUGUGGGAGUUGGUAUACUCACCGCCAACGCUGCUGUCAUCGACAAGCACAAGACCAACAGCAUCGAAAUCAUCAGCCCCCUCAAGGGCAUCAGCUUCCAGCGUAUCAAGGCUCACCGCGAGCCUAUUGCUGAGGAUAUCGUCGGCCGCACUCAGCCCCUCAAGGCCUUCCGCGGCAAGAUCGCUGGCCACAAUGCCGCCACGGCCCUGCAAGCUGCUCAGCCCAAGGACCUCUCUAAUGCCUACCAGAACAUCACUGCCCUGACUCCCUACGGCACUCAAUACUCCAUCGAGGUCAUCUGGGAUGGAAAGCCCCUCAACAUGCUGUUCGACACCGGCAGCAGCGACACCUGGGCUGCCAGCACCAAUCUCUCCUGCGUCAGCAUGACGGGCACUGUUGCCUACCCUCAGGAGGCAUGCGCCUUUGGCCCUGACCUCAUUGAUGGGUUCAAGUAUGGUCCUGUCGAGGACAUCCAUUUCGCCCUCAGCUACGGCUCUGGCGAGAAGGCGUCGGGCCCCAUGGGAUACAGCGAUAUCGAGGUCGCAGGCAUCGUCGUUCAACAGCAGCAGGUUGGCCUUGCCAAUCUCACUCACUGGUACGGCAAUAACUACACCAACGGCAUCCUUGGUAUGGCUUACCCCUCCAUUACGAGUGCCUUCACUGGUGAUGCCACUGAGAAGCGUCCUGCCUUCCAGGUGCCGUACCAGCCCUUCUUCACCAGCAUGGUCCAGCAAGGACUCUCUGCAGACUCCUUCAGCGUUGCCCUCGUCCGCAACUCCUCGGGCGUGAUUGCUUGGGGUGGCCGCACUGGCGUCACCAUCUCGAGUCCCACGGCGUACACGGACCUCAUCAUCACACAAAUCAACACUGAGCGACCAGAAUCCGCCUGGCAGUACUCGUACUACACGAUUCUUGUCGACGGCAUCAAGUGGGGAACGACGACAGACGAGAGAAAGUUCCCCUACAUCGUCGACACGGGAACCACCAUGAUGUUCGUCCCUCCUCCUAUCGCAGAGGCCAUUGCCAGGUCAUUCUCCCCCAGCGGCAUCUACAUGUUCCAGUACGGCUCUUACUUCGCACCCUGCGACGCGGUUGCUCCGCGUGUCGCGGUUGUCAUCGAGGGCAACAGCUUCUGGAUCAACCCUGUGGACCUCAUCUUCCGCAACAUGAAGGAUCAGCUCACUGGGUACUGCCAGAUCGCCAUCACCACUGGAGCUACUGGUCCAUAUGUCCUCGGAUCAGUCUUCCUGCACAAUGUCGAGGCUUAUUUCGACGUCGGCGCUGCCCAGAUGCGCUUCUACUCCCGACAGACCUUUGGUCCUACGCCCGAGGCCUCAAUUGGUCCGGAUCGUGUGUCUGUCUAA
Messenger RNA from Colletotrichum chrysophilum, 1392 nucleotides. RefSeq lists its product as uncharacterized. Gene Ontology annotation, cellular component: fungal-type vacuole. Bases 1 to 1392 code for a protein of 463 amino acids. Gene Ontology annotation, molecular function: aspartic-type endopeptidase activity. The record is from RefSeq and is a predicted model, not a curated record. The transcript has 2 exons. Lineage: Eukaryota; Fungi; Ascomycota; Sordariomycetes; Glomerellales; Glomerellaceae. Gene Ontology annotation, biological process: proteolysis.